AUGCGUAGUGUGAAUAGCUCAGAGACUCCCUGGCUACUAAGAUUUACGUGUCCGAGACCUGUGAGGGAACACACUCAGCAAAGGCCUUGGCAGAGGUUCUCCUCAGCACCAACAAAGAGUGGUGCAGCAAAUACUUUUGACUGCAGUAGACAUUUUGGGAAGAAAAAUAGUACCAAAGGUUGGCUAACACAGUAAGACUUCUGUCAUGUGAAGGCAGCACCUGAUGAAAGUCGAGAUGUCAUUGCUUCUGCUCAGUGCAUCUUGGACAGAGAAAAUUAUUUUGUGAGGGAGUUGGACAGAUAUUUAAGCCACAAUGAUUUCUUAAAUCUGAGAAAGAAGGAGAUCCUUUACAAGAAAUGGCUUGAGGAUGUUUCAGAGCCACUGCUGCAGAAAAUUGAGGACAAAAUGGACAGCCAGUCAAGCAAAGAAAUAGAGAAAAGGAAAGAAGAACAACUGUCUCUCUAUUUAAACUACUGUAAAAAGAAGGGCUAUGUGGCUUUGGAAGCUUACGACCCAUCAGAGUACGAUCCGUUCUUCCUGAAGACGUGUACAGACUGCUGGAAGGUUUCAAUACCAACUUUACAGGAUCCUCUGUUAAAAGACAUUCAAAGAAAGUUUAUUGAGACAGGCAUUAUCAAGCAGUGUGAGACAGGAAGGCCGUGUUCUACCAGAGAGCUGAACCAACUCAGUAAAGCAGAACUGCCACUGCUUCCUUUGAGCCGGCAACGUAUGGAUGCAGUUGAGUGGCUGAAGAUACCACACGCCUACAUUGCUAGUGAGGUCCACCAGACAAAGAGGCAGAAAGUCAUCAGCCACCACAAAGAUGUCAAGAGCCAAUGA
This is a messenger RNA of Haliaeetus leucocephalus (bald eagle), 840 nucleotides long. It is a transcript of the gene FAM228B, whose product is annotated as family with sequence similarity 228, member B. The record is from RefSeq and is a predicted model, not a curated record. Lineage: Eukaryota; Metazoa; Chordata; Aves; Accipitriformes; Accipitridae. The transcript is spliced from 8 exons.